Fusarium coffeatum is the source of this 1212-nucleotide messenger RNA. RefSeq lists its product as uncharacterized. Gene Ontology annotation, molecular function: U6 snRNA binding; pre-mRNA binding; metal ion binding. Gene Ontology annotation, cellular component: U2-type catalytic step 1 spliceosome; U2-type catalytic step 2 spliceosome; Prp19 complex. The record is from RefSeq and is a predicted model, not a curated record. NCBI's taxonomy places the organism in Eukaryota, Fungi, Ascomycota, Sordariomycetes, Hypocreales, Nectriaceae. The coding region runs from base 1 to 1212 and encodes 403 amino acids. The transcript has 2 exons.
AUGGCCGACAUCGCGGAACAUAUCGAGACGGCGCCGGUCGCUGAGCAGGAGAACCAGGAAAUGGCAGUAGCGACAACAAAUAACGAAGUCGCGGCGCCAACUGGAAAGAAGGUUGUCAAGAAGAUUAUUCGCAAGAAGAAGCGACCUGCGCGAGCCCAAGUCGACCCCGAUUUCUUCACAUCAGAACCUCCUCCUCAGACCGGUACGAUCUUCAAUAUUUGGUACAACAAAUGGUCCGGUGGCGAUCGAGAAGACAAGUACCUUUCCAAGACCAAGGCGAAAGGCCGCUGCAAUGUCUCAAAAGACAGCGGAUAUACGAAGGCCGACUCGAUACCUGGAAGCUUCUUCUGCCUGCGAUUUGCGCGUGGAAUUUGCCCUAAAGGUCAAGACUGCGAUUUCCUUCACCGAUUGCCAGGCGACUACGAUCAUUUCAAUCCCAACGUCGACUGUUUUGGACGCGACAAGUUCUCCGACUACCGAGAUGAUAUGGGUGGUGUAGGAAGUUUCAUGAGGCAAAACCGAACAGUUUACGUGGGUAGAAUUCACGUCACCGAUGAUAUCGAAGAGAUUGUGGCGCGACAUUUCGCAGAAUGGGGCCCUGUCGAGCGCAUUCGUGUCCUCAACACAAGGGGUGUCGCUUUCAUCACAUACGUCAACCAGGCCAACGCGGAAUUCGCCAAAGAGGCCAUGGCGCAUCAGUCGCUCGACCACGAAGAAGUUCUAAACGUUCGCUGGGCAACUGCCGACCCGAACCCCAUGGCGCAAGCACGAGAGGCGCGCAGGAUUGAAGAACAGGCCGCCGAUGCCAUUCGCAGAGCUCUCCCUGCUGAGUUCGUCGCCGAGAUCGAAGGUCGAGACCCUGAGGCCAGAAAGAGACGGAAGAUUGAGAGCAGUUAUGGCCUUGAAGGAUACGAGGCCCCUGACGAAGUUCACUUUGCUCGAGGAGCUCAAUCUGUCAACCCCCUAGGACGAGAAGGCUUCGAGGUGGAGUACCAGGAACGACCAAUGAUUGAAAACGGAGAGGCCAGCGAGGCACCAGUUCAGAUGCAGGAACAACAGCAACCGCAGCAAGAGACCGGUGGCAUCUUCUCAGGCAGUACCCUUGCGGCUCUUAAUAAGGCAAAGGUAGCGGUGGCAUCGAAACCCAAGGCCGCAGCUUCAGCAGGACCUUUGGUGGGAUACGGCAGCGACAGCGACAGUGAUGAUGAAUAG